This is a messenger RNA of Notothenia coriiceps (black rockcod), 1962 nucleotides long. Its product is annotated as tubulin beta-6 chain-like. The record is from RefSeq and is a predicted model, not a curated record. Gene Ontology annotation, molecular function: GTP binding; GTPase activity; structural constituent of cytoskeleton. Gene Ontology annotation, biological process: microtubule-based process. The coding region runs from base 52 to 1470 and encodes 472 amino acids. NCBI's taxonomy places the organism in Eukaryota, Metazoa, Chordata, Actinopteri, Perciformes, Nototheniidae. Gene Ontology annotation, cellular component: microtubule. The transcript is spliced from 4 exons.
CUGGAGCCUAUCACAGACCCUCAGCUGCUCUGUGUACUGAAGCCGACCAUAAUGCGUGAAAUUGUGCAUCUGCAGAUUGGACAAUGUGGCAACCAGAUCGGCUCAAAGUUUUGGGAAGUGAUCAGUGAAGAACAUGGGCUGAAUGCAACGGGCAUGUAUGAGGGGGACAGCAGCCUCCAACUGGAGAGGGUCAACGUCUACUUCAACGAGGCUCAUGGAGGUAAAUACGUCCCUAGGGCCCUGCUUGUUGACCUGGAGCCCGGUACGAUGGACAGUGUAAGAGGAAGUCGCAUCGGAGCCCUUUUUAGGCCGGACAACUUCAUCCACGGGAACUCAGGAGCUGGGAAUAACUGGGCGAAGGGCCACUACACAGAGGGUGCGGAGCUGGUGGAGCAGGUGAUGGACAGGGUGAGGCACGAGAGUGAGAGCUGUGACUGCCUGCAGGGCUUCCAGCUGGUUCACUCCCUGGGCGGAGGAACCGGCUCCGGCAUGGGAACCCUCCUCAUCAACAAGAUCCGAGAGGAGUACCCUGACCGGAUCGUCAACAGCUUUAGCGUGGUGCCCUCCCCUAAGGUCUCUGACACGGUGGUGGAGCCCUACAACGCCACCCUGUCAAUCCACCAGCUGCUGGAGAACACGGACGAGACCUUCUGCAUCGACAACGAGGCCCUCUACGACAUCUGCUUCCGUACCCUGAAGCUGACCGCGCCUACUUACGGGGACCUCAACCACUUGGUCUGCAUGACCAUGAGCGGGGUCACGACCUCUCUCAGGUUCCCUGGACAGCUCAACGCAGACCUCAGGAAGCUGGCUGUCAACAUGGUGCCUUUCCCUCGCCUUCACUUCUUCAUGUCAAGCUUUGCCCCCCUGACGGCCCGGGGCAGCCAGCAGUACCAAGCCCUCACGGUGCCUGAGCUCACCCAGCAGAUGUUUGACGCCCGCAACAUGAUGACGGCGUGCGACCCGAGGAGGGGGCGCUACCUCACUGUUGCUGGCAUCUUCCGAGGGCGGAUGUCCACCAAAGAGGUAGACGAGCAGAUGCUUGCAAUGCAGAAGAAAAACAGCAACUACUUUGUGGACUGGAUCCCCCAUAACUGCAAGGUAGCAGUGUGUGACAUCCCACCUCGGGGGCUAAAAAUGGCCUCCACCUUCAUCGGGAACAACACAGCCAUUCAGGAGAUUUUCCGGCGUGUUGGGGAGCAGUUCACCUUGAUGUUUAGACGGAAGGCUUUUCUUCACUGGUACACUGGGGAAGGUAUGGAUGAGAUGGAGUUCACAGAGGCAGAGAGAAACCUCAAUGACCUGGUGUCGGAGUACCAGCAGUACCAAGAGGCCACCUCUGAUCUAGAUUUGGGAGCAGAGGAUGAAGAAGAGGAGGGACCCUCAUCACCAGUGACAAUGAAAAGUCAGUCCCAGGUGGACGUUCAACUGGAAAAAGUGAAUGAAACGAGCGAAGGCACAGAGGGAUGAGUGGAAGACGUAUUGUGUGGUGUUAAGGUUUGAACCCUUGUUGGAGCAAUGUGGAAAACUCAAGUGGAACUGUUGGUCUGAAAAGGAACUGUUUUAUUUUGUAGUUUUCUUGUGCUUUGUUUGAAUUAGACAGUUGAGACUUAAUCAGGAUUUUACAUAUUUAACAAGAGUGCUUAUUAUCUCUUAUGAAUUAUUCUAAAAUAUGUAUGAUUGUGUUUAAAACAUAUGUUUAGUAUGUUCUUUCUUUCUUUCUUCUAUAAUGGAGGUUUUUUGCGUGUUUAUGGGACCUAAAGUGUGGACAAAUGUAUGUUAUGCCAGCUUUUUAUAAUUCACAGCCAUUAAAAUAAAUUGUGAUUUUCCAUUAUCCUAUUAGAGUAAAUGUUGCAUUGAGUGGCUUUCUACCUAAUAUAAGUUAUUAAGGCAAUUAAAACCAAUAACAUAAAAGAGUGAUUUUUUGUUAUUGAGAGUACACAUUAAUACAAUAAUAAAAAA